AUGAGCUCUAUCAACUGCGAGAUCAUAGAUAUUGAGCAACGAUUUCCACCGGGCGUGACAAGCAUCAUCGGUCAAGGGACUUCCUGCUUUGUUGGCCUUGUCGACCCAGAAACUGUUUUGAAAUAUCCCAUAUUUCUGGAUGAAAGGUUCAGAAUUGAGAUCGAGCAGAAGUUGUUAGAACAACUUGGUCAACACCCGCGAAUUAUCGAGUCAAGAGGCUUAACUGAGGAUGGACUGUUGCUUCAAUACGCUAAAAAUGGUACCUUAUGUGACUACAUCCUACAACGGAGCGCUCUCGACACUACGCAGCGUAUUCAGGUUUGCAUCCAAAUUGCAGAAGGCCUAGUACAUCUUCAUAGUAGACAUGUCUAUCAUGGGGAUCUCCGGCCGGGAAAUAUACUGCUUGACGAGAAUUUCGAUAUUAAGUUAGCGGAUAUUCAAGGUGUACUCAGCUCCCCCGAUGGUACAGUCAUCCUAGACGGGUUGGCUCGAGAGGGCUCGAUGUAUUACAUGCCACGCGACGGAGAUUACGUCAAUAUGAAGACCGAUCUCUUCGCUUUUGGGUCAACAGCGCACUUUGUCAUGACUGGUCGAGAGGUUUUCCCAGAUCUUGUCCCUUCAAUAUAUCAAGACGACGAAGCGAUUGAGAAAGAGAUCCAUCGUCGUUUCGCGGAACAGGAAUACCCUAAAAUCUCUUACCCCUGCAUCUCGAUCGUCCAAAGGUGUUGGAGGGGAGACUAUGCAUCUGCUGAGCAGCUAUUGAUCGAUCUGAAAGCGCUGGAGACAGGACCCGCAUCGCACACAGUAUAA
Messenger RNA from Exophiala dermatitidis NIH/UT8656, 810 nucleotides. RefSeq names its product serine/threonine protein kinase. The coding region runs from base 1 to 810 and encodes 269 amino acids. Gene Ontology annotation, biological process: protein phosphorylation. Lineage: Eukaryota; Fungi; Ascomycota; Eurotiomycetes; Chaetothyriales; Herpotrichiellaceae. Gene Ontology annotation, molecular function: ATP binding; protein kinase activity. The transcript has a single exon. The record is from RefSeq and is a predicted model, not a curated record. Gene Ontology annotation, cellular component: plasma membrane.